AAGCCCUGCCCGGGCGGCGCGUGCGCGUGCGCAGCCGAAGCGGAGCCCGGACGGAGUCUGAGUUGUGUCGCAGCCGGGCUGAGUGGAGUGGAGCCGGGUGGGCACCAUGCUGUCACCCGAGGCGGAACGGGUGCUUCGGUACCUGGUGGAGGUGGAAGAGCUCGCCGAGGAGGUGCUGGCGGACAAGCGGCAGAUUGUGGAUCUGGACACCAAAAGGAAUCAGAACCGGGAGGGCCUGCGAGCUCUGCAGAAGGAUAUCAGUCUCUCUGAAGAUGUAAUGGUUUGCUUCGGGAACAUGUUUAUCAAGAUGCCUCACCUUCAGACGAAGGAAAUGAUUGAGAAAGAUCAGGAUCAUCUGGAUAAAGAAAUAGAGAAACUCCGCAAACAACUUAAAGUGAAGGUCAACCGCCUCUUUGAGGCCCAAGGCAAACCAGAGCUGAAGGGUUUUAACCUGAAUCCCCUCAACCAGGAUGAGCUUAAAGCUCUCAAGAUCAUCUUAAAAGGAUGAAAUUCCAGAAUGGGAUGGGGGACUUAAGACAGCGUUCCCCCCCUGCUGUCAUGGAGGACCCAGGACUCCCACUUUGAGACCUGCAAGGACAUGAUCCACCCUGCCGGAAGAUGGGCCUCAGGAAUCUGCCCCUGGAAAAGCCUCUCUCUGUCUGUGGGCUUGGCUCUGUGAUGGCAGCUGGGAGCCCUCCGCCUGCCAGUGUCUGCCGGGGCUGGAUGGACACAAGCCCCAUUGAUAGGCCGUGGCAGCCACCCGUGCUGAGUGGGAGCAGUGCCUGUGGGGGUGUGAGAAUGACCGCAGCAGGCACUUUUCACAAGGGCCUGCUGUUCAGAUGGGCUCCGCACGUCGGGAGCCUCAUUCCCGCAUUCCUCUGCAGGAGAGAGGCAUUCUCAGGCGGUGCCGUGGGCCUGGAAUAAAGCCGGAGGCUCGCAGGUGGUCUCUGAAUGAAGACAGAAUCUUAGAGCUUCCCAGUCCACCACAGCCGUCUGUGGGCCAGACACACCAUUCCCCUGCCCCGCCUCCACGGCGGCCCCCUCUGUCCCCACUUGCCCCAGGAUGGAGCCCAGAGUGGGGGAGUGGGUGCUGCUUAUCAAACUCUUGCACCUGCCCUUUAGUCAGGAAGGCCCUGCAGAGUCCCGCACCAGGGAGCACCAGGGAGCACCAGGGACGGGUGAGGGAGCUGCCUCUACUGCCUCUGAAGGCGGGGCCUGGGUCGGUGCACUCAGGGUUCCCGCCUGCCUUCGCUGGUCUCCGGUCCUAAUGUGCUGUGGGCAGCACGGUGUCUCUCAUGUCAGUGAGGGCUUAAUAAAUGUUUCCUAAACGAA
This is a messenger RNA of Hyaena hyaena (striped hyena), 1332 nucleotides long. RefSeq names its product p53 and DNA damage regulated 1 (gene PDRG1). The record is from RefSeq and is a predicted model, not a curated record. Bases 107 to 508 code for a protein of 133 amino acids. Lineage: Eukaryota; Metazoa; Chordata; Mammalia; Carnivora; Hyaenidae. The transcript is spliced from 5 exons.